AUCACUCGGGGCGCCCAGAGCGGAGUGAAGGCUGCCACCCACUUGGACGACCUCCGCUGCGCCUGCUGGGGAGCGUCGGGGACCUCACGGCGCGCGUCUAGGGACAGCGCAGCCAUGCGGGCAGCGGUGCGGGGCGCGCGGGCGGCUGCACUGGCGCUGCUGCUGGGGGCGCUGCACGGGGCUCCCGCGCACGGAGAGGAGUACGACUACUACGGCUGGCAGGCCGAGCCGCUGCACGGCCGCUCCUACUCCAAGCCGCCGCAGUGCCUCGACAUCCCCGCAGACCUGCCGCUCUGCCACACGGUGGGUUACAAGCGCAUGCGGCUGCCCAACCUGCUGGAGCACGAGAGCCUGGCCGAGGUGAAACAGCAGGCGAGCAGCUGGCUGCCGCUGCUGGCCAAGCGCUGCCAUUCCGACACACAGGUCUUCCUCUGCUCGCUCUUCGCACCCGUCUGCCUCGACCGGCCCAUCUACCCGUGCCGCUCGCUGUGCGAGGCCGUGCGCGCCGGCUGCGCGCCGCUCAUGGAGGCCUACGGCUUCCCCUGGCCUGAGAUGCUGCACUGCCACAAGUUCCCCCUGGACAACGACCUCUGCAUCGCUGUGCAGUUCGGGCACCUGCCCGCCACCGCGCCUCCAGUGACCAAGACCUGCGCCCAGUGUGAGAUAGAGCACAGUGCCGAUGGCCUCAUGGAGCAGAUGUGCUCCAGCGACUUUGUGGUCAAAAUGCGCAUCAAGGAGAUCAAGAUAGAGAAUGGGGACCGGAAGUUGAUUGGAGCCCAGAAAAAGAAGAAGCUGCUCAAACCAGGCCCCCUGAAGCGCAAGGACACCAAGAGGCUGGUGCUGCACAUGAAGAAUGGUGCAGGAUGCCCCUGCCCACAGCUGGACAGCCUGGCGGGCAGCUUCCUGGUCAUGGGUCGCAAAGUAGAUGGACAGCUGCUGCUCAUGGCCGUUUACCGCUGGGACAAGAAGAAUAAGGAGAUGAAGUUUGCGGUCAAAUUCAUGUUCUCCUACCCCUGCUCCCUCUACUACCCCUUCUUCUAUGGGGCUGCAGAGCCCCACUGAAGGGGACUCCUCCCUGUCCCACCCAGCCAGCUGUGCUUUGCCCUCUGUCCCUGCCCACUUGGCCUUGCCCCCACUCCCAGGCUGACCCAGCCCCUGGCAGAGGGUGGCGUCAAGCAGAGUUGUUAAUGGUGCAGACCCCAAAGGAGGGGCAUGGGGCCCAUCCUCCUUGACCAAGGCGUCCUAGGGGCCCGGACAUCCUCUUUUAGGAGAAGUGCUUUCUCUUCUGGGGAAGCUCCAGGGUUUCCAAAAGGGCCAGAGGGAGGAAAGUGAGGGAAGGAUGAAGGGCUCAGGCAGCUUGAGAAGGGGGUUUCCAGAGGGACAGUGACAACAGCUCCCCUCUGCUGCUGGUGGGGCCUCACUUCAAGAGGGGUCUGUGAGGCUGAGCUACUCGGGGAUCAGGUCCCCCACUGUCCCUUUGUGUGACCUCAUCACGGUCCUCCAGAGAAAACACCCUGGAGCCCCACUUCCCUUCUUAGCCAGGUCCCUACCCCAAGCCUAGAGCCCUGCUGGACUGGACAGCAAGACCAGCCCCGCUCUGCACAGGCCCCUUCCCCCACCAACCCGCUCCUCCUGCCCAUUCCUCAGGCUUCCACAUCACCCUCCAACCUGAUCAUAAUAAGUUAUUGCUAGUGCUGUGAGGCCAUAGGUUCCUAGACAACA
This is a messenger RNA of Sciurus carolinensis (gray squirrel), 1722 nucleotides long. It is a transcript of the gene Sfrp5, whose product is annotated as secreted frizzled related protein 5. Gene Ontology annotation, biological process: negative regulation of canonical Wnt signaling pathway; non-canonical Wnt signaling pathway; canonical Wnt signaling pathway. The coding region runs from base 115 to 1062 and encodes 315 amino acids. Gene Ontology annotation, molecular function: Wnt-protein binding. Lineage: Eukaryota; Metazoa; Chordata; Mammalia; Rodentia; Sciuridae. The transcript is spliced from 3 exons. The record is from RefSeq and is a predicted model, not a curated record.